AUGCCUGCUAUCUUGAGAACCAGGUCCAAAGAAUCCUCUAUAGAGCAAAAGCCUGCUUCCAGAACAAGGACGAGAUCGAGAAGGGACAAGCGUAGUCGUGAAGACGAUGAUGAUGAUGACGACGAUGAGGAAAGUGAUGGUGCAUACGAUGAAGUUGGUGACGACUAUGACGAGUAUGCUUCGAGAGCAAAGCUGGCCACCAAUAGGCCGUUUGAAAUAGUCGCGGGGCUGCCCGCUAGUGUGGACCUGCCCAACUAUAACUCUUCGCUUACUCAUCCACAAUCAAUUAAAAACUCUGGUGUACUUUACGACUCUCUGGUCAGUUCCAGAAGAACCUGGAUCCAGGGUGAGAUGUUCGAACUGUAUUGGCGAAGACCCAAGAAAAUCGUUAGCGAAACUACGCCCACGGCGGUGGAGAGUCCAACAUCAGGAGCGAUUCCCUUGAUACGAGAUAAGAUGCAGAAAAUGUGCGAUUGUGUAAUGAGUGGAGGUCCUCACACGUUCAAAGUUAGACUGUUCAUACUGAAAAAUGACAAAAUCGAACAGAAAUGGCAAGAGGAGCAAGACUUGAAGAAAAAGGAAAAGGAACUGAAAAGAAAGAACGAUGCAGAGGCCAAGAGACUGAGAAUGGAGGAAAGGAAAAAGCAACAACUGCAAAAGAAAAUAGCCAAGGAACAAAAACAGCAAUUGCAGAAGGAAAAUAAAGCUAAACAGAAGUUGGAACAGGAGGCACUGAAAUUGAAAAGAAAGGAACAAAUGAAAAAGCUAAAGGAACAAAAUAAAAAUAAACAGGGGUCGCCUUCUUCCUCUAUGCAUGACCCAAGAAUGAUAAUGAAUUUGAAUCUGAUGGCGCAAGAAGACCCAAAACUAAACACUUUGAUGGAAACCGUGGCUAAGGGCCUGGCCAAUAAUAGUCAAUUAGAGGAAUUUAAAAAAUUUAUUGAGAUUGCCAAAAAAAGAUCCCUGGAAGAGAAUCCAGUCAAUAAGCGUGCAGUGGUUACAACAGUGCGACCCCCACCUCCUUCCAAAACUAAAGAUGUAGCGGACGCAAACCGGUUAAAUUCGAUAACCUUGGUGAAAAGUUCGAAAGCCACUGUCGCGGAACCUGACCCAAAGAAAGUUGAUGGCGAUAAUGCAGAGAGGCAACAGUCCAAAAAGGAAAGAACAAUUACCGAAUCGGUACAAAUAAAUAUCAAAGAAGAAGAAGAUGUGAAAGCAGAAGGUGCGAAAGCAGAGGAUGUAAAAGCAGAAGAUCUGAAAGCAGAGGAUACACAGAAGAAAGAGGGCAAUGAAGUAGUACCGAAAAAGAAAAGAAGAAAAAAUGCAAUAAAGGAGGAUAAAGACAUGCAAUUAACUGCGUUCCAACAGAAAUACGUUCAAGGUGCGGAGAUCAUUCUGGAGUAUUUAGAAUUUACCCAUUCGAGGUAUUACCUACCCAAGAAAUCCGUAGUAGAAUUUUUGGAGGAUACGGGUGAGAUUCUGAUAUCUUGGAUUGUCAUACACAAUUACAAAGAAAUUGAGAAGUUCAAAACGAAAAAAAUAAAGGCCAAGCUGAAAGUCGACCAAGAGCAAAACAAGGAAGACUCCAAACAAGAAUGCGAUAUGGAGAAGGAACCCAACUUUAACCCUCUUUUUGAAGAUGAUUGUCCUACCCCACUUUAUACCCCCAUGACAAUGAAAUUAUCAGGCAUCCAUAAAAGAUUUAACCAAAUCAUCCGAAAUAGCGUGUCUCCAUUGGAAGAAGUUGUCAAAGAGAUGGAAAAAAUUCUGCAAAUCGGUACCAGGUUGUCUGGCUAUAAUCUAUGGUACCAGUUGGACGGAUAUGACGACGAAGCUUUGAGCGAAAGCUUACGGUUCGAAUUAAAUGAAUGGGAACAUGCCAUGAGAAGCAGGAGACACAAAAGGUAG
This is a messenger RNA of Saccharomyces paradoxus, 1908 nucleotides long. It is a transcript of the gene SWC3, whose product is annotated as Swc3p. The transcript has a single exon. NCBI's taxonomy places the organism in Eukaryota, Fungi, Ascomycota, Saccharomycetes, Saccharomycetales, Saccharomycetaceae. Gene Ontology annotation, cellular component: Swr1 complex. Gene Ontology annotation, molecular function: ATP-dependent H2AZ histone chaperone activity. The coding region runs from base 1 to 1908 and encodes 635 amino acids. Gene Ontology annotation, biological process: chromatin remodeling. The record is from RefSeq and is a predicted model, not a curated record.